Molecule: messenger RNA, 4732 nt
Organism: Penaeus indicus
Lineage: Eukaryota; Metazoa; Arthropoda; Malacostraca; Decapoda; Penaeidae
Product: mucin-5AC-like
Exons: 6
Coding region: 253-4593 (1446 amino acids)
Biological process (GO): negative regulation of transcription by RNA polymerase II
Cellular component (GO): PRC1 complex
Molecular function (GO): promoter-specific chromatin binding
Source: RefSeq, a predicted model, not a curated record
CUCGGAGCUUGGUGCGUGUGGAACGUGUGGAUUUACGCUCUGGAUUUACCCCAUUUUUUUAUUCGACUGUCAGAGCCUUUACAUGGGCGCGCCUCCACGCCAGCAGCAUGGGACGUCGCUGAGCGCGGGACCUGAUCGCCGAGACAGCACAAUUGAGGCGGGACCGAGAGCGGGGCGGGUGGGCGUGGGUUCGGGCGAGGGCGUCGUAGGAGUAGACCAAGGGCGUGGCGAGAGAUCCUUCCGCCCGUCGUGAUGAGUCCCCUCCGGCGGGUGAAGCUGACGGAGCUGAACGCCCACCUGGUGUGCGUCCUGUGCUCCGGCUACUUCGUCGACGCCACCACCAUCAUCGAGUGCCUCCACACCUUCUGCAAGACGUGCAUCGUGCGCUACCUGCACACGUCCUCCUUCUGCCCCAUCUGCGAUGUGCAGGUACACAAGACAAAGCCCCUGCUGUCCCUCCGUGAGGACCGGACGCUGCAGGACGUGGUGUUCAAGCUGGUGCCGGGGCUGUUCCACUCGGAGACGCGUCGGCGGCACCACUUCUACAAGGAGCAUCCUGAGGCCGGCGGCGACCGGACAGAGCAGAGCCUUCGGGAGCGACGUCACUUCUUCCACGUGGACGACCAGAUCUCGCUGUCGCUGGAGUACCUCCCUUCGCCGCCCCUGUCCUCCUCCGCCACCCACGCCCAGGUUCAGGCCCACGUGCAGGCGCUGAAACCCCCCCUCAAACUCAGCAAUGGACAGCACCUCAAGCCCGUCGCCAAGCAGGAAGCAGGAGGAGGAGGAGGAACAGGAGGAGGAGGAGGAGGAGGGAGCGUGGAACAGCAGGAGGAGGAGAAGAGCCAGGUCGUGGCGGUGGUGGAGGAGAAGGAAUUGGUGAAGGAAGAGUUGGUCAAGAAGGAGGAGGAAGAAACGGACGAUAAAGAAGGUGUUAAUGGGAAGGCGAUGCACAAGCGGUACCUGCGAUGCCCGGCGGCGGUGCAGGUGUCGCACUUGGAGAAGUUCAUCCGCCUCAAGUACAGCCUUCUGCCGGCCACGCACAGGGUCGACAUCAUGCACGGCGAGGACUGCCUGAUGGGCGAGCUGACGCUGCUCGACGUGGUGUACAUGUACAAGUGGACGGAGGACGCGCCGCUGCGGCUCCUCUACACGGUCACGGCCAUCCCGCAGUCCCGCAAGCGGCCCAGGAUCAAUGGCACGCGGGCCAUCACCGCCGCCGACUCGGAGGCGCCGCUGCCGAAGCUUCCCCGGAUGCAGACGCCGCAGGAGGUGAGCCAGACGCCCCCCGCCGGCUCCUCCGUCGUGCAGGUGCCCGCGAAGCCGCCCUGCGUCCAGGAGCAGGGCGGCGACGAGCCCAUGGAGACCGAGGCGGACGCGAAGGAGGUACCGAAGGCGGAGCCCGAGAAGAAGGCGGUCGCGCCGCCGAGCUGCGUGCCCGCGAGCGCGAGCGCCGCGACGCAGCCACAGGCGACGAGCACCGCCGCCACGUCCUCCGCCGCCAAGCCGCAGGCCGCCCACGUGGUCGGCGCCAGCCUCACGUCGGCCCCCGUGGCGUCGCGGGGCCGCCCGGCCGUCACCACCACCACGCCGGCCACCACCACUCCCAGGGUGGCCCUGCCAAACCCCCCGAAGGCCCUGCACGCCGCGCCCAGUGCCUCGCCUGGCGCCACCCCCGCGCCCGCGGUCGCCGCCGCCGCGCUGUGCCCCACGACCGCCGCCUCCCCCGGCGCCGUGGCCCCCGUGCCCGGGCGAACGCAGGCCGCGCGCCCCCUCGUCAACGGCAUCGCCGACGGCGCCCCCAAGCCCCAGGUGGCGGUGGCUCAGCCCAACAAGGUGCCGCAGCCCAUCAUCCCGACGCGACCGCGGCUCGGGCGGCCGCCCAACGCCUCUCGCAUCGCGGCGGUCAACAUGAAGCCGCCCGGCCCGAGGCUGGGCGACGCGCGGCACCCCCGCCCCCCAGCGCCCAGCACCAAGAUGAUGCCGCAGCCGCAGGCGGGCGCCGGCAGGGGCAGCCCCACCGUGUCCGCCAGCCUCAGCGUCCAGAACCGCCUGAUCAGCAUCAGCGGCCCGCCCGUGCGGCCCAACUCCGCCAAGGUGUCCGUCAAGCGCCCCGGCGACGGCAGGGCGAGCGAGGGCGGCGUGGCCCCGCAGGAGGGCCCGGCGGCCUCCCCCACCGCCCCCGCCGCCCCUGCCGCCGGCACGACGGCACAGAGCUUCCCUCCGGCGGCUACACAGAGACUGCCCGGCAGUGGCAUGGCGCCCCAGCGGCCUCAAGGUGCUCCUGGCGGCCCUCGUCCCGGAGGCCCCCCCGCCGCCUCCUCCGUGCAGCGCCCGGGGGCGCCCGGCGCCCCGCGUCCCGCGCUGGCCGGCGUGCCGCGGCCCCCGACGGCCUCCGCCCCGCGCACAGCCGCUCCUGUGACGCAGCGGCCUACGGGGCCGGCCGCCCUUCGCCCAGGCACGCCUGCCGCACAGCGCCCUCCCAGUGCCGCUGGGGUCCCGCGCCCCGGCACCCCCGGAGCUCAGCGGCCCUCGGGCAUGCCGCCUUCCCCCGCAAGCGCAGCCGCGCCAACGCGCCCCGGUGCCCCCGUCGCGCAGCGACCCCCAGCCAGCGGCCCGCGGCCCGCAGGGGCGUCGCCCGCACAGCGCCAUCAGGAGCACGUGGCCUCACCCGGGGCGCAGCGGCCGCAGGGUGUUUCCCCGGGCAUGGCUUCCAUGCAGCGCCCUGGCUCCGCCGCGGUGCGCCCCUCCGGCACGCCCGUGUCCAGCAAGACGCCCAAUGGCACCGUCCAACCGCGCCCGCCGCCCCCAUCGGCGGGCGCGCAGACGCAGCGCUCGCACGUGGCGCAGGGCGCGGCCAGACUCGCGGACGGCAGCGGCUCCCAGCGCCCGCCAGCCCCUGCGGCCUCCCCGCGUCCCGCCACGCCCAAGACGCCCUCGCACGACGGCUCGGCGCCCUCCCCGCAGCCGCCCGCCACGCCGCCGGCCUCCCGCUCCACGCCCUCACCCAGGACGCUGCCCGGCGGCGCAAUGUCGUUCGCCAGCGUCAACGCGUCGCCCGCGACCUCCGCUUGCGCGGCUCAGCUGCAGGCUAAGGCCGGCCCGCCCACCUCCGUCGGCAGCGGCAGCAAGCAGGGCAUGGGCCGCCCCUCUGUCUCCAACGCGCAGGCCCGCACCCCGCAGCCCGCCGCGCACCCCAGUGCCAAAACCCCGCCCAACAAGACACCACAACAGUCCCCAGCGGGCGUGAAAGGCUCGCCCAAGUCACCUGGGCGGGGGCGCGGGGGCGGCGCGGGGUCGCCCAUCCUGAGAAUCGCCCAAAACUUGGCCAGCCGGCAGCAGCAGCAGCAGCAGCAGCAGCAGCAGCAGCAGCAGCAGCAACAACAACAACAACAACAACAACAACAACAACAACAACAACAACAACAACAACAACAACAACAACAACAACAACAACAACAACAGCAACAGCAACAGCAACAGCAACAGCAACAGCAACAACAGCAACAGCAGCAGAUGCAGCAGAUGCAGCAGCGCACCUCGACGCCCACCACGCCCACCAGCACCAUGCUCACCCCCGUCAGCACCGUGGGCGUCGCGAGCAGCCAGGUCAGCAGCCCGCAGGCGUACGGCGCGGCGGCGGCGCCCGGCGGCAGCAUGUACCCCGGCAGCGUCGGUGGCGGCUUCAUGUCCCCGGCGCUGGCGGCGGCGGCGUACAUGGCGUCGGCGUACGGCGACCCGUCGACGCUGAACGACGUGGCGGCCAUGACCAACCUGAUCACGCUGAGCCAGGCGGCGGCGCGCAUCCGCGAGUACAACCUGGCCAACAUGGUGUCGGACACGCUGCCGCGGCCGCUGGAGCCCACGCCCAUCGACCUGUCGCCCACGUCGAAGGCGGCGCCGCAGACCCCGCUCACCAACGGCCGCGCCCACAAGACCACUGCCCACUCCGGCUCGGGGGCCAAGAGCACGUCGCUCGUCACCAAGUCGCCCUCGUCCAAGACCAGCCGCGUCAGCGCCGUCGCCAGCCCCGCCACGCCCACGAUCUCGUCGCCCACGCCCGAGGUCACCAUCACCAAGCUCCCCAGCACGUCCGGCGGUGCCACCAGCAGCAGCUCGUCCACGCCCGCGUCCGCCGCGCCGGGGAAGGGCGUCUCCGUGCCCGGCCUGGUCAAGUUGGGCGGCGGCAACACCAACACCGUGUCCAUCACCAAGCGGCCGGCCUCCAGCAGCCGCAUCGUGGCCAAGUCCCCCGCCAACGCCUCCGUCAGGCAGAUUCCGAACCCGUCCUUCGUGCGCCACCAGUCCGAGGCGAGGAACAACAACAACCUCCCCAAGACGGCCUCCGCCGCCGCCGCCGCCACCUCCUCGGCCUCCUUCGUCAAGGCCGGAAUCAACUCGUCCAAGGCGUACGCGAUGGGCAAGCAGGGCGGCCCGGGGGCGGGCAAGCAGGGCGGCCACGGGACGGGCAACUCGCCCCUGAAGGACAUGGGUCCCCUGCCGGACACGUCGUCGUCCAUCCUGAAGAUGGAGCACCUGACGCGGUCGCUGCCCGCCUCCGCCGCCCCCUCGGCCAGGCUCUUCGACUCGAGAUAGGGAAGGGCGGCGCUAGAGUCUCUCAGAAGGCGCGAGGAGGAAUAGCGAGCGAUAACCGGUGGACGAAGAGAGGGGAUGGGAAGGGGGCGAGGAAACUGCGCGUGUGUGGCCAGUGCCAGCUCCGCCCGUGCCCUUGGGC